GUUAAGUACGUAAAUUAGACAUUGUUCUAUUCUGAAGUGUUCACUGUUAAGAAAUAAUUUCGAAAUAAACAAGGAAAAUUAAAAGUAAAGAAAAUGAAAUAUUUUCUUAGUCUGUUGGUAAUAGUCGCUUCGACAAGGUAUGGAUCUUCGAUUGGAAAUCUAAACACCACCAGGACUGUUGUGAAAGAAUUGACGGUGAGCAAUGGUGGAAACUAUGGCUUUUGGACACCGGAACAGUUUUGCCCUGAAGGGACGUUCGCACUGGGCUACAAUAUGAAGAUUGAAGGAAAUCAGUUUGCAGGGGACGACACAGCGCUGAACGCCAUCCGCCUUAUUUGUGGCGACCUAUCCGGACAUCUAAAAGUUGGAGCGGAUAUCACUUCCGGGACAGGGCCUUUUGGGACAUGGGAAAAAACAGAAACCUGCAAUGAACCGUACCAUGAUGCAAAUUUUCUCACGGCUUUCGCACUUCAAGUAGAAGCGCCGCAAGGGUCUGGGGAUGAUACCAGCGCAAAUUAUGUAAAGUUCUACUGCCGUGAUCUUGAUGGACAUAAUGCCGAGACCGAACUUGUCCGAGCCCCAGGAGUAGGAUACUGGGGCUCCUUCGGGGAAUGGAGCCAGAGCUGUGACAACAGCACCGCCAUUUGUGGUCUUGCCACGAAGGUUGAACCUGUUCAAGGAGGUGGAGACGAUACCUCGCUAAAUGACGCCGUCUUCUACUGCUGUGAACUCAAGGAGAAUCCCGGGAACGUAGUUGGAAAAUAGUUUUGUUUGUUUUCUGAUGAAACAUGGACGUAAUGAUUAUAAUGUUUAUAUGCAUAA
Molecule: messenger RNA, 822 nt
Organism: Mercenaria mercenaria
Lineage: Eukaryota; Metazoa; Mollusca; Bivalvia; Venerida; Veneridae
Product: vitelline membrane outer layer protein 1-like
Exons: 3
Coding region: 94-765 (223 amino acids)
Source: RefSeq, a predicted model, not a curated record